Chenopodium quinoa (quinoa) is the source of this 1558-nucleotide messenger RNA. Its product is annotated as ethylene-responsive transcription factor ERF024-like. Gene Ontology annotation, molecular function: DNA-binding transcription factor activity; DNA binding. NCBI's taxonomy places the organism in Eukaryota, Viridiplantae, Streptophyta, Magnoliopsida, Caryophyllales, Amaranthaceae. The coding region runs from base 635 to 1228 and encodes 197 amino acids. The transcript has a single exon. Gene Ontology annotation, biological process: regulation of DNA-templated transcription. The record is from RefSeq and is a predicted model, not a curated record.
UAUACAAGGCACUAGAAGGAUACAUAAGAUGCACAUUGACAAUACCUCAAGAAAUAGUGAGAUGGAGGUGACUAAAUAACCUAAGCUAACUACCCAUAAUUUAAGUACUGAACAAAAAUUCUACCUAGUACCUACAUACAUCCAUUUCAAAAUUAACGAUCAAAUCACGCCCACCAAAAUGUAUCGAUCAAAUUAAUUUAUCCUCACACAAUCACACGUUUUUGGACGACAGAAUACUGUUUUAUUCCAUUAUAUCCCACUAUUAGCAUACUCUCACACACUUACUCGCACACAAAAAUCCCCCACUAUUGUUGUUAUAGUGAUGGAAGCCGUUUUUAUCUGCAUUUCUAAGCACUUAUAUUACCUUCACUUCCAACACUUGAAAAGCUGGCUUACACCAAACUUACCCAUUUUCACUCCUUCCAUCUCUUGCAAUUACAGCUAGCCGCAAGCGAGUACGAGUAAGUGCAGUUCAUCUUCUUCUGGUUUGCACUUGUGAUUAAUCCCAGUCUUCAGGAAUCACCACAUAUAUAAAUGGCUUCCUCCUCGCCACGAAUGUUCCAGGUAACUACUUACCCUUCUCAUCAUAAUAACACUACUUUUUAUUAUUAUUAUUACCUUUAUUAUUGUAACUAUGCAUCAUAAUAACCAAGAUAAUAAUCAUGAAUGCUCCAACUCAUCCCGUUCUUCCUAUAAAGGGGUACGCCGUAGGAAGAGUGGGAAGUGGGUAUCAGAAAUUCGAGAGCCUAAGAAGCCUACUCGAAUUUGGCUUGGGUCUUACUCUACUCAGGAGAUGGCUGCCGUGGCCUAUGAUGUGGCAGCCCUAGCUCUAAAGGGCCCCGACACCCAACUCAACUUCCCGGACUCCUCCCCUUAUCUUCCAGUCCCUCACUCCACCUAUCCGAGGGACAUCCAGGCAGCUGCUGCCUCUGCAGCCGCAGCAGCUGGUGCUGCUGCGGAUGCAUUGAAUUCUGAAAGAAGGGCAAACCUAAGUGUUGGUGGUCAAAAUGAUGGUGGAAGUGAUGGAAACAAUAGAGGGAAAAGAAUUGAGGAAUAUUUUGUUGAUGAAGAUUUGAUAUUUGAUAUGCCAAAUGUGUUGGCAAAUAUGGCUCAAGGAAUGCUCCUUAGCCCUCCUCGAUUGGAUGUUCCUACUAACUAUGUUGAUUAUGAUGAUGAAGAUAUUAUUGGGAAUUCUUCAGGAAAUCACAACCUUUGGAAUUAUCCAUAAAAUAUAAUCUUCUAAAUAUUAUCCUAUAUCAUAAUAAUUAUGCUAAGCUCUAUGAAAGUAAGAUUAAGGGGUUCCCUAAAAAAAAGUAAGAUUAAGGGGAGUAUUAAACUAUAUCUUGAUAAUCAAGUAAUAAUUAUAGUAAUGUAUUUACGUUAUAUGUAUUUAAGUACUUUUGUAUAAAUAGUGCUUGUGUACAAAUAGUAAUUAAAAUAAAACUAUCUUGCACUACUUUGGAUUAGUUAUGGAAAGCUAAGAAUUUCCUUUAAUUAAGAGGGGUUUUUUUAAAAAAAAUUUAAUCUUUUAUUUAUGAGGAAGGUCCGGUUAUUAUUA